AUGAAUGACCGUACUCUCUACGUGCCUUCACACGAAGGAGAAAAUGUUCUCCCUAACUCACCUUGGUUUCAUAAACUGCUUCGUUACGCCCAGCGCAAACCAUCGAGGGUCGCAAUCCGAGAUGUGAAUGCAAAUAUCGAAAAGACAUACCAUGAUCUUGUAUCCGACGCGCUCACAUUUCGGAAUGAGCUCAGGCGGAGGAUGAGCACUCAGACACUUCGGGACCUAGCAGAGGAUAAAGAAGUUUAUAUUGGCUUACUGGCAGCCGGGGGAUAUGAGUACACAGUUGGUUUCAUUGCUAUUGUUGCACUUGGUGCUGCAGUACUGCCAAUGGCUGCAGGACUUCCUGUGGAAGAAGCAACAUAUUUCCUUUCCAAAGCCCGAUGCGUUUCUCUGGUUGCCAGUACGACCAGUGAGGACCUGGCAAAGUCCAUUGCUCAAUUUAUGGGAGAGAAGAAAAAUUUCCAUAUUCCUUGCAUACCGCCGAUCGCAUCCUUCUUCCGACCCGUACCAUUUCCAGCGAGCGAAAUCGUGAUAUCUUCAAAUCGGAUGCUUGACAUGAAUGGCGCGAGUGCAGUGAUAUUCACCUCCGGCACAACGGGUCCUCCAAAAGGCGCGGUGCAGCGCCGUACUUGGCUAACGGGAAAUGCUGAAACAGACGGAGACUUUUACGGUAUCACGGAACAAGAUGUUGUACUCCACACAUUACCAGUACAUCAUGCUUCUGGCGUGGGCCUCACUUUUCUUCCUUUCCUUACGGCCGGCGCAUGCAUUGAAUUCCGAAGCGGAAGCUUCAGCACGGCUUGGACAUGGGAACGUUGGCGGCAAGGUGGCCUGACCUUCUUCUCCGGCGUGCCUACCAUUUAUAUGCGCAUGAUGCGAUAUUAUGAAGAGAAUAUCGCAACCAAACCCCCCGAAGUACGCGAUCAGUAUGUUGCUGGAGCCAGAAGCAUUCGCACGAUGCUUUGUGGCUCAUCCGCAUUACCCGGCCCCGUCCAAAAUUUCUGGGAAAACUUGCGACAGAAGCCAAUCUUGACAAGAUAUGGCGCAACUGAGUUUGGCGCGGUCAUCAAAACCGAUCUGGAUACUCGGAAAACCCCGCGAAACAGUGUCGGUCGUGUGGCUGAGGGAGUUUGUCUCAAGCUUGAGGACGACGGUCAUCUUCUUGUGAAGUGUCCAUACAUGUUCUCCAAAUAUCUUCACGAUGAAAGAGCGACCUCAGAAGCCCACGAUCAGGACGGUUAUUUUAAAUCGGGAGAUAUCGCUCGGAAAGAAGGGGAUUAUUACUUCAUUCUAGGUCGCGCCUCGAUUGAUAUUAUAAAAUCAGGAGGAUACAAAAUCUCGGCCCUUGACAUUGAGCGUGAAAUCCUAGGCCUCGACUAUGUUUCCGAGGUGAUGGUUGUCGGUGUUGAGGACGAAGAGUUUGGCCAACGAGUUGCGGCGACUAUUAGCCUUAAGACAGACCAGAAUACGACCCGCAAAGAACUCAAUUUGGCAGAGCUGAGGGAUGAUCUGAGGAACAAGCUCACGGGAUAUAAGAUUCCGACUAUUCUACGUGUGAUCAAGGGUGAACUUCCCAAAUCGGGGACUGGGAAAGUGCAGAAGAAGAUCUUGGGGCCGCGAUUUUUCCCUUCCAACUACCGGGACAUUCCUGAGAUACAAGUUUGGAGCAAGGAACUUAGAGCUAGACUUUGA
This is a messenger RNA of Penicillium waksmanii, 1695 nucleotides long. RefSeq lists its product as uncharacterized. Lineage: Eukaryota; Fungi; Ascomycota; Eurotiomycetes; Eurotiales; Aspergillaceae. Gene Ontology annotation, biological process: fatty acid metabolic process. The coding region runs from base 1 to 1695 and encodes 564 amino acids. The transcript has 3 exons. Gene Ontology annotation, molecular function: medium-chain fatty acid-CoA ligase activity. The record is from RefSeq and is a predicted model, not a curated record.